Molecule: messenger RNA, 1491 nt
Organism: Ruditapes philippinarum (Manila clam)
Lineage: Eukaryota; Metazoa; Mollusca; Bivalvia; Venerida; Veneridae
Product: lambda-crystallin homolog
Exons: 6
Coding region: 47-835 (262 amino acids)
Biological process (GO): fatty acid metabolic process
Molecular function (GO): oxidoreductase activity, acting on the CH-OH group of donors, NAD or NADP as acceptor; NAD+ binding
Source: RefSeq, a predicted model, not a curated record
AGUGCAUUAUAAAUGUCUACACUCGACAGAGAUUGUUCAAAGGAGCAUGGCACAGGAUAAAUCAUUAGCAAUAAUCGGCUGUGGUUUGGUGGGCCAAAGUUGGGCUAUCGUUUUCUCGACGGCAAAAUUCCAUGUACGGAUUUUCGAUAAUAUGACCGAAAAAUUAGAAGAUGGGUUGGCGUCCAUAAAAAGGAAGAUGGAAGAACUCGAAGAGAAAGGAUGUUUACGUGGAAGUAUGUCAGCUGCGGAAGCUCUCACGUUUAUUAAAGCGACGCCUUCUAUGGAACAGUGUGUGGCUGGUGCAUCUUACGUUCAGGAAUGUGUGUUUGAAAACAUCAAGUUAAAGAGAAGUGUGUUUGAAGACGCUGAAAAGUAUGCGUCUAAGGAUGUUAUAUUAGCAAGCUCAACCGGGAAUAUUUUUCCAUCUCGACUUUCGGAGGGAAUGAAACUCAAGGACAGAAUUAUUGUCUCACAUCCUAUUAACCCGCCACAUCUGGUACCACUAGUUGAAAUCAUUGCAGCUCCUUGGACCGAUCCAACAGUUGUAACUCAAGCUAGAACUAUACUUGAAGACGCUGGUCAAGUGCCGAUCGUUGCAAAGAAGGAGACUGCGGGAUUCAUUAUGUGCCGCAUUCAGCAUACGAUUACUGCGGAAUGUUUCAAACUUAUACGGGAUGAUGUUAUCAGUGUAGCUGACUUGGACAAGCUUAUUCCACAUGGACUUGGGUUGAGAUAUGCAUUCAUGGGUGCCCUAGAAACAUGCUACCUUAAUGCAAACGGUUACCUGAGCACAACAUGCUCAUGGUGGGCUCUUGCGAUCAUAACUUGUCCGUAGAGCGUCCACAGCAAUUUGUAUGAACAAUAUUUAUUUACUAUUUUUGGAUGGGUUUCUAGCACACAAACUAAACAAGACCCGAAGGAUGGUUUAUAUAUCUAUUAUAUGUGUUGUAUUCAAGUAUCAACUCACAUAUGAUAUCUACAAGUAAACUUCUAUAGAGUAUUUGAUAACAGAGGCUUGGCUUUGUCUAUAUUAUAUGCUUACCUACUACACCGAACAAACUUCGACAAGAAUAAUCCGUCAUAUUUGUUCAAACGGACAUCUACCAUGACUGUUCAAAUAAUGGUACCAGGUCAAAACUCGCCCUGCCUCAGGUGGCAAUAAUAUCAUUUUAGAUAUUUGGUGUAGAGAUCGGUCAUUACAGAUAAAUGUCUCUUUCGUAUUUUGAGUUCAAUUGGCAUUGACCCUUAAUGUUUGUCCGAUCCUUUACCAGAUAAUGCUUCUCCCUACAGUGUGAAUGUUGGUUAUGAAUAGUAGAUGAUCUUUAAUGAUUUUGAGGUCAGUAUGACAAAGGUAAUGGUAACUGUUACUUUGACCACUCAAAGCUUGUGAGAGUUAGGGGGUCAUCAAUGUUAAAUAGACUUACAUAGGCACAACAUGACCUCGUUAUAGUUUAAAUGUGCUCCAAUAACAUUCUGUUAGCUCAUAUCCCU